CCGUGUAUUCAUCCGGGCAGAAGUUCCGGAGCGGCGGGUCUGCGCGGAGGUGACGCGCCGGGGAAGGAGUCGGAGGAGCCGUCGUCCCCGCCGCACAGAGGCGGGUCUGAGGCUCGGCGAGGCCGCCCAGGGCGCCCCGCACCACGGCCUGCCCGGUCCCGGCCCCGCGCUCCGCCCACAGGCCCGGAUGGCGGCAGCCACGCUGAGGGACCUGGCUCAGGUCCAAGCAGUGGAUUCAGUAUCUUCUCAGCAGUGCACCCUCUUCCUUUGAAUCCAGAACCGUGUGCACCAUACUGAUCCUGAACCACACAGCACGAGGCGCCACUUCACCUGUGCUUCAGGAGGCUCUGAUAUGCAGUGCACUUAGCAGAGGCUUACGGACCCGUGAGAACCGCACUGCCCGGAGGACCCUACACCAAGUGACUUCAGCGUGGAGCCAAUGAAGGUCCAGGAGACGGGCGUUUCCGUGUGUGCCAUCUCGUCCAGGUGGGACUUGCGGGGUCCUGGUGGCAGUCAUUUUGGCAGCUCUCGACUCCGUUUCCCGGUUGGAGGCUCCAGAGUGCUGGCUCGAGACGACGUGAGGACUGUGGCAGCACCAGAGGUGUCCCUGCUGCUCAGAGGCGGGUCCGAGACGCCGGGCGGCUCCCAGCCUUGCUGUGCCCACAGAAUCCGAUGGCGGCGGCCACGCCCAGGGACCCAGCUCAGGAUGGUGUGACCUUUGAAGACGUGGUUGUGUACUUCUCCUGGGAGGAGUGGGGGCUCCUUGAUGAGGCGCAGAGAUGCCUGUACCACGAUGUGAUGCUAGAGAACUUUGCACUUGUGAUCUCACUGGGUUGCUGGUACGGAAUGGAAGAUGAGGAGGCACUUUCUGUGCAACGAAUGUCACUGGGCAAGGCUCCAAAUCCAGGACCACCCAUCUGGAAAGCUCAGCCCUGUGACAAGUGCGUCUUGGUUGGGAGAGACAUUUUGUACCUGGCGGAGGAACAAGGACCACAUCCGGGCCAGAAAUCCACCUGUGAGGCAUGCGGGAAGCAGUUGUGGUUCAGUGCAAGCCUUCACCAGAAGCACAACGAAGAGAAGCCAUUCAGAUGGGACAUGGAGUUUGUGACAAGCUACAAGUUGCAUGUGUCUGGGAAGCCUUUCCCCUGCGGGGAGAUAGGGAAGGACUUCCUGGCCGUAUUGAGUCUCCUCCAGCAUCAGGCCACUCUCAAAGGGGCAAAACCACACAGCAGCUUCGAGCACGAGUCCUUUCCGGGCGGAAAAAGUUCGCACACAUGUAGCGACUAUGAGAAGUCAUUCAGCUGUGACUAUAAUAAACUUUUCCAGCAUCAGCAGCCUGACCCUAGAGAAAGUUACCAUGCCUGGGAGAACUGUGAGAAACCUUUUAACCAAAGCUCCAUCCUGAGUAAUUGCCAGAGAGCUUGCCCAGCAACAAGGUCUUACGUGUGCAACGAAUGUGGAAAAUCUUUCAGCCAAAGCUACAACCUCAUUCAACACCACAGAAUUCACACUGGCGCAAGGCCUUACAAAUGCAGUGAAUGUGGAAAAGCCUUCAGCUUCAAAUUCAGGCUUGUGCAGCACCUGCAGAUUCACAACAGAGUGAGACCUUAUGUGUGUGGCGAAUGCGGGAAAGCCUUCAGCUACAGCUCUACCCUCAUUAAACACCAGAGAGUUCACACGAGAGAAAAGCCUUACAAGUGUGGUGAGUGUGGGAAUUCCUUCAGCCAAAGCUCCAACCUCAUUCAACACCAGAAAAUUCACAGUGGAGCAAGACCUUAUAAAUGCAAUGAAUGUGCAAAAUCCUUCAGCUACAAAUGCAAACUUGUUCAGCACCUGCGCAUUCACACCGGAGAAAGGCCUUACGAGUGUGGUGAGUGUGGGAAAUCCUUCAGCCACCGGUCCACUCUCAAUCAACACCAGAGAAUUCACACGGGAGCCAGACCUUAUAAGUGCAAUGAGUGUGAGAAAUCCUUUAGCCAAAAGUCCAACCUCAUUCAGCACCGGAGAGUCCACACAGGAGAAAAGCCUUACGAGUGUGGGGAAUGUGGGAAAUCCUUCAGCCAAAGCUCCCACAUCAUUCAACACCGAAAACUUCACACCAGAUAACCUCAGGAGUGCAGCGACUGUGGGGAAAUGGUUCAUAAGCUACAUAUGUGUUACAUAUGUGCAACAGAUGUCGGUGUAAGCCUUCACCUACAGGUCCGGCCUUGUUGGGCCCCAGAAGGUCCUGUCCGGAAUGUGGUGUUUCCUAGAACUAGAGACUUUGUGAGGGAGCCACCUCUUGGAAAUUGAACGUCCACACCGGGGAGAUCUCCCAAAACCCCUAGGUUUGUGGGGAAGCUUCCAGGAGCCCAGCGUGUUCUUACUCUGUUCUGCCAGGUUCCUCAUUCAGGGCAGAUCGUCUCUCGACCAUUGUGAGUGACGGGGGAGGGUAGCACAGCAAGUCCCUUCUUCCUCAUUAGGGUUCUGACCCAGUUUUGACAGUGCCAAGGGGUUGAAAUGAAAAUACUGUUUACCUUCUAGACCUCCUUGCAGUGUACCACGAGGACACGGUAUUUCUCUUCUGACCACUGUAGGGCUCCUGUGAGAGUGGUUCCUUUUUCCCAGGGUGUCACACGAUGUCGAGCACUGUCAUGGGGAAGCUGUUCCCGAGCGCUGCAAAGGAAUCAUGUGCCUUCAUGUGUAAAGUUCACUUUCUGGUGUCAUUGGUUGAUUUUAAGACUACUAUAGGGACCAGGUCGAAAACCCGUGAUUGUACGGAAACAAAGACGACGGCAGGACUUAGGAUAUAUAAACCUCUAACAAAACUUGCAUCCACUGAUGUUCCAGUUUAUACACUCCACCCCAGUGUUCCUCCUAUAGUUUUGGAAGUUGAGGCCGUUGUGUCAGUCUUAAUUUCUAGUCCAUCUCACAGAUAUUUGCUGCAUAGGCAAGAAAAUGGCAAUAGGAUAGAAAAUCCCACUGUGGUUGAGACCUGUAGCUUUUCUGACCAGUUGCUGACCCAGAUAGAAAUGACCUUGAAACUCUUUGAUGCAGGGCAUCCCUUCCCCAGGCAUGAGGAAGGAUGGCAGACUCUUGUGCAAAAAAGUAGGGGACCCAGACCUCUAUUUGAUUUUUAAGGAAAGCUUUAUUGAGGUAUAAUUAACAUGCUGUAAAACUGCACAUAUUUAAAUUGUAUACAAAACCAUGGGUGGUAAUAAAUCUAUAUAACUCCUUUAAUUUUGUGUCCUUUUUAAACUUCUACCCUGCACAGUAAAUUAUUUUGUAUUUUUUACAUGAUUAGACUCAGGUAUUUUACUUUUUUAAAUUUUGCUUUCCUUUAUGCUGAAUAAUUUAGAGAGCGCACAUUUUUUUUUAUUGCUGAACGCUAUUCUGUAUGGAUGUGCCAUGAUUUUGCUUACCCCACUUAGCUAUCCGCUCGCUGAUCACCACAAAUAAAACUUCAAACGUACGGACUGCUGAACCUCUA
This is a messenger RNA of Hyaena hyaena (striped hyena), 3469 nucleotides long. RefSeq names its product zinc finger protein 211-like. Gene Ontology annotation, biological process: negative regulation of transcription by RNA polymerase II. Bases 673 to 2106 code for a protein of 477 amino acids. Gene Ontology annotation, molecular function: DNA-binding transcription repressor activity, RNA polymerase II-specific. The transcript has 5 exons. The record is from RefSeq and is a predicted model, not a curated record. Lineage: Eukaryota; Metazoa; Chordata; Mammalia; Carnivora; Hyaenidae.